Pestalotiopsis fici W106-1 is the source of this 285-nucleotide messenger RNA. RefSeq lists its product as uncharacterized. The record is from RefSeq and is a predicted model, not a curated record. Lineage: Eukaryota; Fungi; Ascomycota; Sordariomycetes; Amphisphaeriales; Sporocadaceae. Bases 1 to 285 code for a protein of 94 amino acids. The transcript has a single exon.
AUGUCCCUUCUGCGCUCACCAGCACUGACUAAUGCGCUGGGCAUGGCCAAUUUGACCGCACUGGGCGCCGUAACACUCUACUUCAAGAGUCACCACGAGUAUAACCUACAGGAGCACGAAGCUCGAAUGGACGAGCUCGAGGGGACCUUGCGCGGGCACAUAGGGUUAAUCGAAGACUCGCUCGAGCGGCUCGAGGGCGGUGCGGAGGCGACGGUACCACGGGGUAGUAAGAGCGAAAGGGCGGAAAAGUUGUAUACGAGUCGGGGGAAGGACGAGAAGAAAUAA